CAGAGCUCGCUGAGUUGCUCUAGUUUCAGAGCCGAAGUUCAUUUGGCCUCUGAGCUUACAGAGGCCAAACAGCGUUAAACACCCCGAGGUGAAGGCAGCAGUCACUGGGCUACGUGGCAAAUGUGGCUUGGAGGAAUAGUUAGAAAGGCCCACCCUCUGGUUCUUUGCUCCUCUGUCACACUGAGUGACUGACGUGGCUGUAACACUAACAGGCAGUCAGACUAGUUCCUAUUGAAGUCAAUCAGUCGGUCCAGUUUCCCUUCACCUCAGCGGGCGUGGCAACAAGAUUAUAUGUGCUGCUGUAAUUUUGGGUCAAAGUCCUGGCUGCAGGACUUUGACCCAAAAGAUAGCACCUGCUUUCUUUACCCAAGGCUCACUUAGCCGCUCACUUAGGUUCACUUAACCCCCGCUGACCGCCACCUCCAACCGCACAGCCAUGGGCAGCAACAACCCGUGCAUCAAACAAAAGAGCAUCGUGGUGUGUGACCUGUCUGCCACCAUAGACCACUGCCCGACGGUCAUCAGGGAGAGCUUGUGUGGUCUUCAGUACAAGACGCCCUAUUUCAAAGCGUCCGCGCAGAUUGUGAUGCCUCCAAUCCCACGCAACGAGACCUGGGUGGUGGGCUGGAUCCAGGCUUGCACCCAUAAGGAAUAUUACAACACCUACGGAGACGUCGGCAUGUCCAGCUGGGAGCUGCCUCAGCUCCGUGAAGGCCUGGUCCAGGCCAUCAGCGACUCAGAUGGCAUGAGCUACCCUUGGUACGGAAACACAACAGAGACAGUCACCAUAGUCGGCCCCACAUCCAAGCCGUCCCGCUUCAUUGUCAGCAUGAACGACAGUUUUUCCUCCCAUGUUACCUGGACUUUGUGGGUCAGUGGAUCUAACACACCUUUACUGACGAACAUCAAAAGAGACCAGAGUUUCACCACCUGGCUGGUGGCGCUCAACACUACAUCCAGGGAAAAGAUCCUGCUCCACACCAUCAAGUGGAGGAUGAGGGUUGACAUCGCAGUGGACCCGUCCCUGCCUCUGGGUUCCAGGGCCAGGCUGGUGGGUCGGGCGCACCAGGACGAGCCGCGGGUGCUGACUCGAAUGGAGCCCAUCCCUCCUAACGCCAUGAGGGGGCCCAACGCCAACGAGGUCCAGGUUCUGAUGUGGAGGCCGAGGAGAGGCCCUCCGGUUGUUGUCAUACCGCCCAAGUAGAACACAACGUGCAUCUGAUUGGCCGUUUUUGGACAUCAUAUCAUAUUAGGCAAAUUCUGAGGAUAACCAGAUGAAAAGCAAAAGCAGACAAAAAUGAUAAUUAUAAUGUACCAUCUAUGUGGGUUUAUAUACAGUGUCAAUAGAUAAUAACCAAGGUGAUGAGUAAUUUGGGCUAGUAUCAGAAGAAUAAGAAUGGCUUUUGGAGCUCUGACACAUGAACGACAGAGAAACCAGACAAAACACAGUUAUGUGGCUUAGAAGUAACUUUAGUUAUUUUAAGCCUUUUUAAAAGAUUUUUUAACAACAAUGAAUUACAACGUGGUUUAACAAAGACUUCAAGUAGAGCAGGGCGAUACGACCAAAAAUAUUUAUCACGAUAUACAUUUGAAAAUUUCCGAUGACGAUAU
Messenger RNA from Pelmatolapia mariae (spotted tilapia), 1611 nucleotides. Its product is annotated as protein FAM78B-like. NCBI's taxonomy places the organism in Eukaryota, Metazoa, Chordata, Actinopteri, Cichliformes, Cichlidae. The record is from RefSeq and is a predicted model, not a curated record. Bases 437 to 1204 code for a protein of 255 amino acids. The transcript is spliced from 2 exons.